AUACUUAGUGAUAACGAUUUGACGAACAUCAAAAUCGCAGAAAAAUGCGUUAAAAAAUGUUAUCAACCGCGAAAACUCCUGGCGAUAAAGUUUUUGCAUUCGUGAAAAGAUAUCUUCAUGGCAAAUCGGCUCUCACAAAGGAUAUCUAUGAUGUUAAACGAGAAAAUUUCAACAAAUUACAAAAUCAUCACGUCCAGUUUUUCAAAGAUUUAUUGGGCGAUAGAACUAUCACAGAUCUUCACGAAUUGGAGAAGUACAAUCAAGAAUGGAUGAGAUGUGUAAGAGGUUAUAGUGCAUUGGCUCUCAAACCCAAAACAACAGGUGAAGUUUCAGAAAUUUUGAAGUACUGUAAUGACAGCAACUUGGCAGUAUGUCCUCACGGUGGUAAUACUGGUUUAGUUGGGGGAGCAGUACCAGUUUUUGACGAAAUAGUACUGUCAGCGGAACUUAUGAAUGACAUAAUCCAUCUAGAUGCGAAUUCAGGUGUUUUGGUUUGCCAGGCGGGUUGUGUUUUGGAAAAUCUGGAUGCCAUAGUGGCGGAAGCAGGCCUUAUGGUACCGAUCGAUCUGGCAUCUAAGGGAUCUUGUCACAUAGGGGGCAACGUUGCCACUAAUGCGGGCGGACUGAAACUGUUGAGAUAUGGAAAUUUGCAUGGGAAUGUUCUUGGAUUAGAAGUUGUUAAAGCUGAUGGGACAAUUAUAGAUUGUUUGAGCACUUUGAAGAAGGAUAAUACUGGUUUUCAUCUGAAACAUCUAUUUAUUGGGUCAGAAGGGACUCUGGGUUUCAUAACAAAAGUUGCUUUGCAGUGCCCGACUAGACCCAAAAGUGUCAAUGUUGCAUUUUUAGGUUUAAAUAAUUUCGAUAAAGUCUUGAAGACUUUCAAAGAGGCCAAACAUGAUCUAGGCGAAAUUCUCUCGGCAUUCGAAGUAAUGGAUACUGCUACAAUAGAAUUCAUGAAAGAGAAACUAGAUAUCAGUUCUCCUAUCGGAAAAUAUCCGUUCUAUUUGGUCAUAGAAACUUCUGGCAGUAGAGAAGAACAUGACGCAGAAAAGCUCAACUUCUUCUUACAAUCAUGUUUGGAGCAAAAUAUUGUUUCUGACGGGAUAAUGGCAACGGAAACCCACAAAGUAAACGCAAUAUGGUCAAUUAGAGAACGGGUUCCAGAUGGAUUCAGAAAAUGCGGUCAUCUGUUUUGUUAUGACAUUUCUUUACCGCUGGAAAAUUAUUAUCUUCUAGUAGAAGAUAUGACAAAACAUAUGGGCAAUAUGGCAAUAAGAGUAUUUGGUUUGGGUCAUAUGGGGGAUAGUAAUCUUCAUAUACAGAUCGAGGUGGAAGAAUUCUCGAGGGACUUGAAAAACUAUAUUGAACCAUACAUUUUCCAAAGAACAAAACAGCUGAAAGGUAGCAUCAGCGCAGAACAUGGUAUGGGUUUUUUGAAGGCUAAAUAUCUGGACUUUGCGAGACCAUCAAGUAAUGUUCAAAUGAUGAAGGACCUGAAGCGAAUUUUGGAUCCUAAAGGCAUCAUGAAUCCAUAUAAAGUCUUUCCUUGGUGAUAACUAUUAUAAAUAUUCCAACUUGAAGGAAUCAUUGUCGAGGAGUUAUUCAACCAACAAAUCCUUCGUUCUGUCUUGUAGCUCACGCAGGACUCUUCCAAAAGCAAAGUUGGAAUUUAUCACAGUCACUGGGGGGUUGUACAUAUUUUUGUAUGCCUUGAUAACGCUGAAAAAAUAAAAAUUAUAUUAGGUGCUU
Phaedon cochleariae (mustard beetle) is the source of this 1749-nucleotide messenger RNA. The record is from the annotation of a GenBank genome assembly. NCBI's taxonomy places the organism in Eukaryota, Metazoa, Arthropoda, Insecta, Coleoptera, Chrysomelidae.